GUAAUUAUCGAAAGAUAUAAAGGAGAAAAGCAGCUUCCCGUUCUGGACAAAACAAAAUUUCUGGUCCCAGAUCACGUCAACAUGAGUGAGCUUAUCAAGAUAAUCAGACGGCGACUGCAGCUGAAUUCCAACCAAGCGUUCUUCUUACUGGUGAACGGACACAGCAUGGUGAGCGUCUCCACGCCCAUUUCGGAGGUGUACGAAAGCGAAAAGGACGAAGACGGAUUCUUGUACAUGGUCUACGCCUCUCAGGAAACGUUUGGCAUGAAGCCCUCCGUGUAAACACCUUGCCCCC
This is a messenger RNA of Thamnophis sirtalis, 295 nucleotides long. The record is from RefSeq and is a predicted model, not a curated record. NCBI's taxonomy places the organism in Eukaryota, Metazoa, Chordata, Lepidosauria, Squamata, Natricidae.